AUGGGUGGUCAAGGAAGAGAAGGCGGCAAAGCCAAACCCCUCAAGGCGGCCAAGAAGGAGAAGAAGGAAUUAGAUGAAGAAGAUCUUGCCUUCAAGGAGAGACAACGAGCAGAGGCCAAGGCUAAGAAAGACCUCAUGGACAAGGCUAAAGGGAAAGGUCCUUUGAACACCGGCGCUCAAGGCAUCAAGAAAUCCGGAAAGAAGUAA
Talaromyces marneffei is the source of this 207-nucleotide messenger RNA. RefSeq lists its product as uncharacterized. Lineage: Eukaryota; Fungi; Ascomycota; Eurotiomycetes; Eurotiales; Trichocomaceae. The transcript is spliced from 3 exons. The coding region runs from base 1 to 207 and encodes 68 amino acids. The record is from RefSeq and is a predicted model, not a curated record.